Messenger RNA from Dicentrarchus labrax (European seabass), 3580 nucleotides. RefSeq lists its product as uncharacterized. Lineage: Eukaryota; Metazoa; Chordata; Actinopteri; Moronidae. The coding region runs from base 150 to 2432 and encodes 760 amino acids. Gene Ontology annotation, molecular function: NAD+ poly-ADP-ribosyltransferase activity. The transcript is spliced from 8 exons. The record is from RefSeq and is a predicted model, not a curated record. Gene Ontology annotation, cellular component: cytoplasm.
CAUAAAACAGUUGAAAAAGGUAAACAAAACUGAAAGCUGAGCGCACAUUUCCAGCCCCAAAGUCCUUAUAAAGAGCAGAGUGAACUCACAGCCACGAGUGGAGGAAGAGAGAGAGAGAGAGAGAGAGGAGUUACUACAGUGAUACUAACAUGAACCAACUGUAUUGGGCUGAAGAUCCCUUUUGUCUGCCCGAUGGGGUGUUUCAACUGGGCGCCUCUGACCCAGUUUGGGGUAUAAACUAUGUCAUGUACCACGGCACCACCUGGCAGAACGCCCAAGCCAUCCUGCGCACAGGAUUUCGCCCGUCCGCAGACGGGAUGCUCGGCCCCGGCGUCUACCUCAGCAGAGACCUGAACAAAGCCAGCCGUUAUCCCAUCGACUGCCCAGAGUCUCACAGGGUCGUCAUUAAGGUCGUGGUCAACGUGGGGAAAGUGAUCGCCAUCAAUUAUCAAGGCCACCCGCUUCAGAAGUCCUGGCAUUAUUGGGGCUACGACACCGCCUGGGUGCCGCCCAACUGCGGGAUGGUGGAGAGCGGAUUGGAGGAGGAUUGUGUCUGGGAUCCCCGUCGAAUCCAGAUCCUCGGUACCAUCCACCCUCGCCCAGUCUAUCCAUAUUAUUAUAAUUAUCCAUAUGGGAUGUACAUGUGGAGACAACCUUCUGAACUGUGGUGGCAGCUGCUGUGUAAGUCUUCAAGGUCUCCUGAGCUCUUCAUCGGUGACACCAACAUGGAGUACCAGUGGGCUGAAGAUGACUUUGAUCUGCCCAACGGGGUAGUUCGACUGGGCCUCUGUGAGCCUGUUAGUGGUCAAACGUAUGUCAUGUACCACGGCACCAGCAGCCAAUAUGUUAAAUCCAUCCUGGCCUCAGGGUUUAGCCAGUCUGAAGGCGGGAUGCUCGGCCGCGGCGUCUACCUCAGCAGAGACCUCAACAAAGCCAGCCGCUACCCCAUCAACUGCCCGGAGUCUGACAGGGUCGUCAUUAAGGUCGUGGUCAAUGUGGGGAAAGUGAUCGCCAUCAAUUUUAAAGGCCACCCUCUUCAGAAGACCUGGCACAGCCACGGCUACGACACCGCCUGGGUGCCGCCCAACUGUGGAAUGGUGAAGAGCGGAUUGGAGGAGGAUUGUGUCUGGGAUCCCAGUCGAAUCACCGUCAUCGAUAAAAUCAAACCACGCCUAGUUAGUGUGUCUGGUGGUGCAUACGGCUACAAAUGUGAGAGAAGUGAAAUUAAACAUAAAAGGAAAUUUAUCCCAAAGCCCAAAGGUCCUUUGAACAGACAGCCGGCACUCUUGGAGGAACCUGGUGGAAGUGACGCCAACAUGCAUUACCAGUGGGCCGAAGAUGACUUUGAUCAGCCCGAUGGGGUACUGCGACUGGGCCUCUCUGAGCCAGUUAGCGGUCAAACGUAUGUCAUGUAUCACGGCACCACCUGGCAGAACGCCCAAGCCAUCCUGGUGUCAGGAUUUCGCCAGUCUGCAGGCGGGAUGCUCGGCCGCGGCGUCUACCUCAGCAGAGACCUCAACAAAGCCAGCCGCUACCCCCUCGAUCACCUUGAGUUUGACAGGGUCGUCAUUAGGGUCGUGGUCAACGUGGGGAAAGUGAUCGCCAUCAAACAUCAAGGCCACCCGCUUCAGAAGACCUGGCACAGCCACGGCUACGACACCGCCUGGGUGCCGCCCAACUGUGGAAUGGUGAAGAGCGGAUUGGAGGAGGAUUGUGUCUGGGAUCCCAGUCGAAUCCAGAUCCUGGGUACCAUCAACCCACGUCCAGUCCAAGACCGACGUUCAGCAACCGAAACUGAAAGUGCACAUUCCUUUCCUCCUGUGAACUCACAGUGUGCAGCAGUGGAGAGAGGAGAGGUACGUGAACACAAACUGUUUAUUCCCUAUAAAAGACUACAUGACCCCGUCAUGGAGUACCAGUGGACUGAACGUGAUCUUCCCGAUGGGGUAGUUCGACUGGGCGCCUCUGAGCCAGUUAGUCAUAGCACGUAUGUCAUGUACCACGGCACCAGCAGCCGGAACGCGCGAUCCAUCCUGGCCUCAGGAUUUUGCCAGUCUGCAGACGGGAUGCUCGGCCGCGGCGUCUACCUCAGCAGAGACCUGAACAAAGCUCGCUGCUAUCCCGCUUUUCACCCUGAGUCUGACCAGGUCGUCAUCAGGGUUAAGGUCAACGUGGGGAAAGUGAUCGCCAUCAAUUAUCAAAACCACCCGUUUCAGAAGUCCUGGCAUGAGUACGGCUACGACACCGCCUGGGUGCCGCCUAUGUGUGGAAUGGUGAAUUGCGGUUUGGAGGAGGAUUGUGUCUGGGAUCCUCGUCGAAUCGAGAUCAUCGAUACCAUCAACCCACAACCAGUCUCAGCCGGUAUUCUUGCUGCAGGUGUUGCAGUGUUGUCAGGUAUUGCUCUACUCGCAUUGGCUUUGGUAAAGUCUUAAUGGCGACACCGACUGUGCGUGGAAUGGUGGAUCCAGAUCAUAGAUAGCAUCAAACCACAGACAGUCCAAGACCCACUUGCAGGUGGAUUUCUCUUGUUGCCUUUCUCUGUUGCCAUAUAUUCUUGGAGAAUGUUAAAUCUGAGUUGCAGUCUGUAUUUUUGAAAGCAGAGAGUGAUGUUUCGUAUAUUUUUAUGUGCCGACAGGAAUAUUGUCACAACUGUGUUAUAUUCUGUCUGAUUACUCUCAGUGGUUACGUCUUAUUAAUCUUUUAUUAUUAUUAUUUUAAUCAUACUCAUCAUGCGUUUAUCAUUUAUGUAUGUAAGAUGUGGGUCUCCAUCAGAGAGUGAAUAGGUCUGUUAUUAGUUGAUGUGGUGAGUCAUUCAUUCAUUCAUUUAUUCUACUUGUAUUCACUUAGUUACAGUAUUAAUAAUUUAUGCUUUACCCAUGUGUGCAUUAUUCACCACACUAUUACUAUUAGAUUAUAAUGACUUGUUGACAUCAUAUUACUUAUCACAUAUUAUUAUGAUUUAAAGAGUGUCACUUGUUUAUUAAGAAUAAAUAAGAUGAGCUUCUGUUUGUGGUUGUGACCGGCUCCGUUCAGGUCGAACUGAGAUGGCUGACAGAGAGCAGCAUUGGUGUAACUGCAAAGCUGAAUCAUGUGCAAAAAACAGAAGUUCAAAAAUUAAGUUGAGGUUCUGAAACCAUAAAAACAAGAAGAGGAGAAGAGUACACAAAGUUUUUGAAAGGUUCCUGAUGGGAGGAGUAAAACCACAAGAGGGUAGAAAGCAGAAACUGGAACCUCGAUAAAGGGAAGAACUUCCACCGCUGGCGGUUUUUGGUUUCUCUGUUUUCAGACCACAGCGGUGUUUGAGGAUUGUGAGUUUUCAAUCUCUUGCCUGAACAGUGAGAAACAGAUAACCGUGAGUAUUGGAUGAGUCGCAAAUCAGUAAACAACUGAGGUUUAUUAGAUUCAAAUUUAGCAGAUAGAUAGAAGGACUGAAUUUAAACAGAAAUCUAAAACUCUUAGAAAACAAGUCGAUCAUAGUGGUUCUGAGCAAAGUCGGUUUCAAUCUUUUACUUUUAUUUUUUUCUAUUUUUUGUAAACCAAGACUUAUAAUUGAUAAAAUAAAAACUACUUUAAACAUAAA